Molecule: messenger RNA, 5404 nt
Organism: Spirodela intermedia
Lineage: Eukaryota; Viridiplantae; Streptophyta; Magnoliopsida; Alismatales; Araceae
Source: the annotation of a GenBank genome assembly
AUGAGGUUCCAGAUCGACGACGUGACGGUGUAUUUCCCAUACGAGCACAUUUAUCCGGAGCAGUACGAGUACAUGGUGGAGAUGAAGCGCGCCCUCGAUGCCCGAGGACAUUGCCUUCUGGAGAUGCCCACCGGCACCGGCAAGACGGUGGCGCUGCUCUCUCUCAUCGUCAGCUACGUCCUCGCCAAGCCGCAGCAGCCGCUUAAGCUCCUCUACUGCACGCGGACUGUCCACGAAAUGGAGAAGACCCUUGCCGAGCUCCGCUUCCUCUACGACCACCUCCCCUCGGGAACUCGCCUCCUCGCCCUAGGGCUCAGCUCCCGAAAGAACCUCUGCGUUAAUCCCAGCGUCGUCUCCGCCUCCUCCCGCGACUCCGUCGACUCCUCCUGCCGCCGCCUGACUGCCAGUUGGGUCCGCGCCCGCGCCGCCGAGGCGCCCCCCGGGACCGUCCCCUCCUGUUCCUUCUUCGAAUCCUACGACCGGGCGUCCUCUGGGGGCCCCGAAGCCGUCCUCCUUCCUCCCGGCGUGUACACGCUCCAGGACCUCCGGGCCUUCGGUAAAGAGAGGGGAUGGUGUCCCUACUUCCUCGCCAGACACAUGGUCAACUAUGCCAAUGUGGUAGUCUACAGCUAUCAGUAUCUUCUGGACCCCAAGGUGGCGGAGAUCAUCUCGCGAGAAAUGCAACGGGAAUGCAUCGUGGUAUUCGAUGAGGCUCACAACAUCGACAAUGUCUGCAUUGAAGCCCUCAGCGUGAGCGUUCGUCGCGUAACUCUUGACGGCGCCACCCGGAACCUCACCCGCAUGACCCAGGAGAUCGACAGGUACAUAUUGAUCGAACAGAGGAAAUCGGUUUUCAUUUUACUUUCCUCUGUGUACGUUGCUUUGUUGGAUUCGAUCAUCUUAUGAUUUUAUUCAUCCUAGCAAAUUGGACUGAGCGAACCGGAAAUUAUUGCUAGGGAAGGUUCAAGGCCACAGAUGCAGGCAGGCUGCGGGCGGAGUACAACCGACUUGUAGAGGGCUUGGCACAGAGGGGGAAUCUACCCAGUACACACGAGAACACAGAGGCUCCACCAUUUUUGUCCUUCUUGUUGGUUCCCUGACGGUCUGACAGCUUGUUGUUGUGUUCAACAGUUACUGACGCAUGGCUUGCCAACCCUGCACUGCCUGAUGACAUCUUGAAGGAGGCCGUUCCGGGUAAUAUCCGGAAGGCGGAGCAUUUCCUGUCGGUCUUACGGAGGUUGGUCCAAUAUCUGAAGGGGCGACUGGAUACUGAGAAUGUCGAGACUGAGAGCCCAAUUGGAUUUGUCGCAUCAUUGAAUUCCCAGGCUGGAAUUGACCAGAAAAUGCUCAAAUUUUGCUAUGAUAGGCUGCAUUCUCUCAUGAUGACACUUGAGAUAACUGACACAGACGAGUUUCUGCCCGUACAGACUGUUUGUGAUUUUGCCACGUUGGUUGGAACAUACUCGAAAGGGUUCUCUAUAAUAAUCGAGCCAUUUGAUGAGAGAAUGCCGAAUAUACCGGAUCCCGUGUUGCAGGUGCUCUUUGUUCUGCUGAUUUGUUGGCAUUGUUGGACGCGUCAUCAUUUCGUUUAACUAAUCCCUUACCAUCUACUGCUAUUCCAGCUUAGCUGCCAUGAUGCCUCGCUUGCAAUCAAGCCAGUGUUUGAUCGUUUCCAGUCUGUCAUAAUAACCUCUGGGACACUGAGCCCAAUCGAUCUGUAUCCUCGCCUUCUCAACUUUCAUCCAGUCAUCAGUCGAAGUUUCCAAAUGUCUCUGACGAGGGAUUGCAUAUGUCCCAUGGUCUUAACACGUGGAAGGUAUGUGGGGCUAUUUGGUUCGGGGUUUUUUUUUUCUGUCUAGAUGAGCUACAUAUGCCUGAAGAUGUUCAUUGGGGUUCUCUGUAUUGGAGAUGAUCUUGUUUUUAAAAUGUUUUCUCGCUGUAUUUAAUUAAACCAUAUUUUAUCUUAUUUAUGUCAUAUUCAUGUCGUAGCAGUUUUCUUAUCUUCAAUACCCCGAAUGGCAAACUUUCUUCAGAUCAUUUUUAUUUUAAAAGAUAUGUUUGGUUGUCUUGCCCUUCUUGAUUGAUAGUCUUGUGUUCUGAUAUCACAGUGAACUUGAUGUUUUUCUUCCAGUGAUCAGCUUCCUGUCAGCACAAAAUAUGAUAUGCGGAGUGAUCCUGGAGUCGUGAGGAACUAUGGACGGCUCCUGCUGGAAAUGGUGGGCGCUGUACCUGAUGGCAUCGUCUGUUUCUUUGUCAGCUACUCGUAUAUGGAUAGCAUCAUCAACAGUUGGAAUGAAAUGGGGAUUUUACAGGUGAUUCUUGCGCGUUCUUGAUAAUGCUUUCAACUUUUUCCAGGGUACUCAAGGAAAAUCAUGCUACUUGUCAAAAUCGAUCGAGUUUUCUUGCACAUAAAUUGACCAAAGUUGAAACCAUAAAAACUUUAAACGUCCAUCUUAUCUUUCUGUAGUCUCUGCGUUUUUCGCAUUCCUAUGGUGUGAGGUAUGCAUAAUGUUGCUUAUGAAUAUUAACUUCAAUGGGUUAUGGAUCCCUCUGUGGUGCGUCUUCAUCAUGCAACUAUGUAAUAUUCUAAAACAGUGCCGUAGGCUGUGUGAUUUUUAUUAAAUGAUUAUUUUUACUCUUUAUUCAGCUUACAAGUUUGUCCUGUUCGCCCCAACUGUUUAAUUUGGUCUUUCAAUUGGGAUAACAAUGUAUUGGCUUUAGUGAAAGAGCUAUAUUUGUUUCGGAACUCAUAUGGUCCACCUUAUGGAAAGGUCCUUCCAAAGCUUCGUCCUCAGUAAAUGCCAUUAACAAGCAAACACUUGCUAAUAUACUUUGCGUAAACUCUUUCACUAGGUUACGAAUGUGUUUUUUCGUUGUUCCUCCCCUUCUGGCUUCUCAACUCCGGAUCAAUGUAAUGUUGACCUUUGGUAAAUUUUCUGCCAAUAAUUGACAGAUAUCAUUAUCAGAAAAGCAGAUAGAACUCUUUUUACUCUGUUAAUGGUUUUUUUUGGGCUUCAAAGAAUUGUCACAAUUCUCAUUUGGUAUUUCAUUUUUAUUGCUAAUUGUUUGUCGCUUUCAGAUUCUGAAUAACUCAUAUUUUUCUGCUUCUCUAUUGCAGGAUAUAAUGCAGCAUAAGUUGAUAUUUAUUGAAACACAGGAUGUGGUGGAAACGACAUUGGCUCUGGAUAAUUAUCGCCGAGCAUGUGAUUGUGGCAGAGGUGCUGUCUUCUUCUCUGUCGCCAGGUAGUUUUUUAACUUUCUUCAUCUUAUAUGUGAAAUUAAUUCACAAACGAAACUGUUGAAUGCUUUAAUCAUCUCGCCGUUGUUACGUAAAAACUCUGUCAGCUCGUUUGCUUUGUUCAUGCUUUUUCCAAUUUCACUUCCUUGUGCAUGUCGACUCUAAACACUAGUGGUUUCCUUUUAACUGUGCAUUAGGGAAGAGAGCAACGUCUUAUGAUUAGUCAUGUGGUGCUUUCUCCGUAGUCUUUUCUUUGUAGAAUACCUCCAACUGUUGCUUGGAAUUUUUAUAUUCAUGGUUUCUCAGAGCUGAAUGAACAUAAGUUACGUCAGUACCUGAGAUGGCAUAAGUCGCAGGAUCUGGCUUUUUUCUGUGCAUUAGCCAGUAAUUGAUUCUUCAACACUAGAAAUUACUUCGAUCUGGUCGUCACGGUUAGGUGAUUUCUGUGAAUAAUAGUGCUAUGAGAAGGCUUAUUUUGCAUUGAUAAGUGCAAUAAUUUCCGCUUUUUCACAGGGGGAAGGUCGCAGAAGGUAUUGACUUUGAUCGUCACUAUGGAAGGCUUGUGAUCAUGUUUGGGAUUCCCUUCCAAUAUACACUUAGCAGGUAAACUAACUACACUAGCGAGGUAGAAUUCGCAUCUAAUCCUUCAUUGUUUCCCCGAGAUGGAGAUAAUUCUUGUUUCUAAUGUUAUUUUGUAUACUAGUGAGGAUUGGAUGUCAGAUGCGUAGCUGUUUACAGCUAAUUUUUUUAUCUUCUUUUCUUGCAGGAUAUUACGGGCCAGAUUAGAGUACUUGCGAGAGACAUUUCAGAUAAAGGAGGGUGAUUUUCUGACCUUUGAUGCAGUGGUAUGAUCUGCCCCGUUGUUAAUCAAACAUUUUAAAUCAUGAUUAAGAGUUAAAUGGUGGCCAUAUCUAUGAUGGAACAGAGGCAGGCGGCACAAUGUGUUGGACGAGUGAUUCGCUCAAAGGCAGACUAUGGAAUGAUGAUUUUUGCUGACAAGAGGUACAUCAUUUCUUAUGGUCUAUCAAUUUCCUUUCAGUUUUUUCUUUCUAGUAACUUUGUGAGAACUAUUACUGAAUCAGCUUCUUUUGGAAAAUAAAAAUAGCAGUGCUACAAUGAAGAUUUAAUUGUUUAAAUCUUGGAAAAUAAAAUCUUUGUUGUAAAUUUCUUUAAAUUCAAUCAGUGUGAACGGUGUUGAUAUACAGGGUGUGUUCCUUGGCAACCAUAUUGAUAUUGCCCAGCUAAAUGCCUAGACAGAUCUCAAGCCCGGGGAAAAGCCUGAACAUGGGCUUCAGGUUGGAACCCCCCCUAUGAAGCCCAGGCCCAUUCUAGAAAAAACCAGCCCACUAUAUAUAUAUCGGAAGAGAGAGAGAGGGAGAGAGGGAGAGCGAGAGAGAGAGAGAGAGAGAGAGAGAGAGAGAGAGAGAGAGAAGAGAGAGAGAGAGUACCCUUGUGGGUGAUUGCGAGACAAGCAUGGAGUAAAGAAAAUGGCCGGUGGGGUUAUGGGCUAGGCACUUCAAGAUGUCUCUAUCUUGGCCAAGCCUAAUUUUCUUUCUGGGCAUGCUUUCAAGGUCCAUAAAUUCCCAUUGCUCUGCGGAGUAUUGCGUUCAUAAACCAGGGUUUAUCUCGUCCCAUUUUCUGUAUAUUUUGGAAAAUAAAAUAAAAUUGUCAACCUCUCUCAGGUAUAGUCGUCAGGACAAGAGGAGCAAGCUUCCUGGGUGGAUUCUCUCCCAUCUGCGUGAUGCCCACCUCAACCUGAGCACAGACAUGGCCCUGCACAUAGCUCGCGAGGUCUGUUCUUGAUCUGAUGGCUCAAACCCUCUACCAUGCAGAAGACAGCUGCCCCCUCUCUUGUUGCCCAUCUGGGAGUAGACCUCCCAUUGGCCCUGUUCUUCGCAGCUCAGGGCCCUCCUCUUCCAUCAAUCAAUCCACAAAUUAUGUGUAUAUAUAUAUAUGUGUAUGAUUAAUUUAUUUGAUGCGAAUGUAGGGUUUUUUUCAUGGGUCUUGUUCUUCAUGCCAAUGCUUGGCCCCUUGGUUUCUCCUCUUCUGCAGUUCCUCCGGAGGAUGGCGCAGCCAUAUGAUAAGGCGGGCGUCGGGCACCAGAAAACUCUGCUGUCGCAGGAGGACCUGAAGAAGAUGAGCGAAGACUCUGGAAGCAUGGUUUGA